AUGCAUCACGAAGUGACGCGAGGAGAAAGGAGAUCCAUUUGGUUGGAAUUCCAUGCAUUCCAAAGGAUCUUUAGGAUGCAGCUCUGGAAGGACACGAGUGUUUUUGCUGGGGACGUUGAGAUUGUCAUGAAGGACCCCUCAGAACCCAUCGAUGUCUCUUUCAUUUAUUCAGGCAACCUACAAGGUGAGGUGUCUUCGUUCUGCCACGGGUCCAUCCUCAACGGUCUCUUUGAGGGAUUUAUCCAGACCCAGAACGGCACCUAUUACAUUGAAUCUGCUGCUGUGGCCAAACGGUCUCUGGAAGCCCAUUCCUUGAUCUACCACCAGAGAGACUUAGAUUAUAAGCUUCUGCAUGACUCUGAAUCAGCAUCUUUGGCUCAUAAAUUGCACCAAGAACUGCAAGAUUUCCAACGGGAGCUAACAGCAAAGGCAAUCCACACACAUCGGCCCAAGAGGAGUUUGAAUUAUUCAAAGACUUCUUGUCUGCUUCAUCUUCAAGCAGACCACCUUUUCUACCAACGCUUUGGCUCUGUGGAAGCUGUGAUUGCCCAGAUUGCCAGCUACGUCAAAGCUGUGAAUGCCAUUUACGAAAAAGCUGAAUUUGGCCGGAUCAGGAACAUCGAAUUCAAAGUUAAGACGAUCAAAAUCAUCCAAGAAGAAGACCCUUCCAGGCCCCCUUUCCUCAGUCCGGAGGUGCUUCUUAUGCUGCAUUCGAAAGCCAACUGGGACAGUCACUGCUUAUCUUACCUGCUGACCGACCGGGAUUACAGUGGCGUUCUUGGCAUUGCCUUCAAUGGGCAACCAGAUGACGCUGGAGGAAUUUGCUCAAAAUACCGACGUUUCCAGGACAAGGAGGCCUCCCUGAACACAGGGCUGAUCACGCUACAGAAGUACGGCCAGCUUCUUCCUCCAAGGAUGAUCCACAUUACACUCGCACAUGAACUUGGGCACAGCCUGGGGGCCUAUCAUGACGAGAGCAAAGAAUGUUCCCGUUUUGACAUCAACACCACCCGGGGAAAAUAUCUGAUGUUCAAUUAUGCCACGGAUGGGAGCGAAUUCAAUAAUGACAAGUUCUCUCCAUGCAGCAUCGCCUAUAUUUCAAAUAUCCUGCAGCGCAAGAAGGAUCGUUGCUUUGCCGAAACCGACCGCCCCAUCUGCGGGAACCGGAUGGUGGAUCCAGGGGAAGAAUGCGACGUGGGCAGUGAGGAUCUGGACGCCUGCUGCUAUGGUGCCGGGGAACCGAGUGGAAUCCAGUGUCAGCUGAAACCAGGAGCUGCGUGCAGCCCGAGUCAGGGACUCUGUUGUAACCAGAAUUGUGUCCUUAAACCCCCGGGGCAACCGUGCCAGGAAGAGAGCGACUGUGCUUUGGAAAGUGUUUGCACUGGAUCAACCGCCACGUGUCCAGCGCCCCUCCCGAAAGCCAACUUCACCCCCUGCGGCAUGGGGCUCCGCCUGUGUUUGAACGGGCUCUGCGAAGCGUCCCUCUGCCUCCAGCAUGGAUUGGAAGAAUGCCAGUGUGCCUCUAGUUCCUUGCAAGGGAGAUGCCAGCUUUGCUGCCAGCUGCCAGGACAAGCUGAAACCUGUGCCAGCACCUCCUCGAAGAUGUGGGACGAUCCCUUCAACGGUUCAGACAUCCCGCUCAUCCCAGGGUCACCAUGCGGCGACAAAAGCGGCUACUGUGACAAAUUCCACGUCUGCCGCUUUGUAGACGAAGACGGGCCCAUCGCAAGGGUGAAAAACUUCAUCCUGGACUUCAUUGAAAUGGACGACCUGGCCACCUGGAUGAAGACACAUUGGUGUGCUAUCCUUCUAAUGGUUUUGACCUUAGCAGCCAUGAUGUCUGGCACGGUGUUCCUCUUUGGAAGGACGGUCAGCAGCGAAACAGACGAAAAAUCCACGAGGAUCUCUGACAAGGCAGGAUCUGUUGAACAUCUGAGGGAGAAACAGCAGACUUUCUUUUACUGGGAAAACAAGAUUUCUAUCAACACCAUGCAUCAGGACUCUUUGCUCAGCUUCCAGCAAGAGACAUCGGCCAACUCCACCCUCGCUGUUGUAGCACAGAUAACACCAGCAUCCCGCAAUCAAUCACCCUCGAGUGUGAGCAGGAAAACGGUGAAAGGCAGCUGGGUCAAAGGGGAGGCAACACUAUGCUGA
Python bivittatus (Burmese python) is the source of this 2154-nucleotide messenger RNA. The record is from RefSeq and is a predicted model, not a curated record. NCBI's taxonomy places the organism in Eukaryota, Metazoa, Chordata, Lepidosauria, Squamata, Pythonidae.